AUGUGGCCUGCUAGCUUCAAGUGUGACGUCCUUGGAAAGCUGGCCCAUACAGGCUUGAUUCAGUCUCAGCAGAAAAAUGCCAAAAAGCAAGCUGGACAAAAGAAGCAAGGACAUGACCAAAAGGCUGCUGCCAAAGGUGCCCUAGUAUAUACCUGCGCUGUCUGUAGGACACAAAUGCCAGACCCUAAGACCUUCAAGCAGCACUUUGAGAAUAAGUAUCCUAAGACUCCACUUCCUCCAGAAUUAGCUGAUGUUCAGGCAUGA
Balaenoptera acutorostrata (minke whale) is the source of this 264-nucleotide messenger RNA. Its product is annotated as zinc finger protein 706-like. The transcript is spliced from 2 exons. The record is from RefSeq and is a predicted model, not a curated record. NCBI's taxonomy places the organism in Eukaryota, Metazoa, Chordata, Mammalia, Artiodactyla, Balaenopteridae. Bases 1 to 264 code for a protein of 87 amino acids.